UGUUUUUCUUAUUGCUCAUUAUUACUUUUUAAAAGGUCAAUUCUGACAUGUGAUUUACAUUUCCUGACAAACUACAUAUCAUUUUCCUCCCUCCCUCCUGUCUUUCCUUCCUUUUAUUCUUCCAUUUAUAAUGCAACAGAUGAUAGUUUUUCAUGGUGUCCUGUAGGUAGUGUAUUUUAUUUUAAAAUACCAGAUAAAAUUAUCAGCAGCCACUUGUGGAAAGCUUCACUGGAAAAUAUUACUUCAACCAUACUUAUAUGUUUUUUAAAAUGCUAUUUUUGUUGAUCUCUGCUUAGAACAACAGAAACACAGCUGGCUACAGUUACUGGAUUUGCUGCCAGUUUUUAAUGCCCCUUUUCUCAUAUACGUUUAUGGCGACCAAGUUUACUUUCAAAAACAUAUGCUAAGAAUAGUAACAAAUUUUUCAGAUUUGAAGUUGUCUAGGAAAAAAGUAUGCUUCACAUUAAGAAAGAGUCUGUAAGAUCAACAAAGCAGAUUCAUCUCCUAGAAAACCCAUUCUCUGAGCAGGCCAUUUUCAUCUCUAACCAAUAAACACCAGAUUCCUUAGCUUGGCAAUCAAGAACCUUGACCAUAUCUGGUCCCAGAUGAUUCUUCAUAUUUUUUAUUUUUGUUCCAAGAUGGUGUACUCUAUUUUCCAGCAAAAUGGGACAGUUAAUUUUUCCUCGUAGCCAUGCUUUCCUCUGUUUUGUUCAUUGUUGUUUCUUUUGCCUGGGGAGAUUUCCUCUUCUUUUACUUAAGCAUUCCGUCUCUCCUAGCUCCUUCUCUUACUUAAGCAUUCCAUCUCUCCUAGCUCAAAUGCCACCUCCUCCAGAAAGUGUUCCUGGAUUAGAUUUGCUUUCACACCUCUAGACCUCCUUUAUUUGUCCCUUCUUUAGGACACAUAUAUGACAUCUUUUACUUUAAUUAUUUCUGCCCCAAUUCAGAGUACCAUUAGAAGGCUGUUAAUAAAAAAUGAAUGUGUCGGAACAGUUGAAAGAAGUUGUUUAAUAAUAAUUCCUGCUAAUGGUAUAAUGAGACAGGAUUACAGACAGGUGGCCUGCAAACUUUAUUGUAAAAGUUGCCUACCAUAGUGUUUGAAGAAAAACAGUUCAACUGGAAUGCCUGCAGAUUGGCACACACACUCUACCCCACCAGUCUCCCUGUUCCCCAUUGUCUUCCACUGGCACAUCAUAUAUUUACAUUCCCUCACUGACUCUGGGUGGCACUUGAAUUUACAAGCUCCAUAUAGAGGUUACAUCAAUCAGUUGAUAUACCAGGUCCAAGUCAUGGCUCUGUCACUUUCUAGCUAGCUGUGUCAGGUUAAGAGCAAGACUUCUAAUGAUACCUUUGAAUGGCCCUUUGUAUUUGAGGUGGCCUUAUGCAGAUAAACAGGCACAGUUGACCCUUGAACAAUGUGAGGGUUAGGGGCGCCAAUCACCUGCAUAGUCGAAAAUCCACCUAUAACCUUUGACUCCCAAAAAGCUUAACCGAUAGUCUUCCGUUGACCUCACCAAUAACACAGUCGACUAACAUAUAUUUUGUAUGUUUUAUGCACUAUAUCCUGUAUUCUCACAGUAAAGUAAGCUGAAGAAAAUGUUAUUCAGAAAAAUCAUAAGGAAGAGAACACAUUUCAUUAUUCAUUAAGUAGAAAUAGAUCAUCAUAAAGGUCUUCACCCUCAUUGUCUUCACGUUGAAUAGGCUGAGGAGGAGGAGGAAGAGGAGGGGUUGGUCUUGCUGUCUCAGAGGUGGCAGCCGCAGAAGAAAAUCUGAGAACAAGUGGAUCCAUGCGACUCAAUCCUGUAUGGUUCAAGACUCAACUGUAUAUUUUUGCAUAUGGGCUCAAAUACGUACGCACAUAUGUCACUGGGUCAAAGAUUCAUAGAAUGAAUUAGACAACAAGAAUAUUUAUCAUUGAAUUGAAAUGGCUCACUGCAAAACUGCCCUCAACUUAUCUCUAGGCCUUAGAAACAGAAGUGACCCUUUGCUGCUGUGAAUCAAUAGCCUGGACUAGAUUGGGGUUGGGUUGGCAAAGGUAUAUAGUCAUUGCCAUAGUCCAGUAUUCCUGCCCAAGCAAGCACCAUUAGUAGUCACGUUGCUCAGAGAGGGCCUCUCGGCUCUCCCCACCACUGCAUGCUGGAUUGUCUGCCACCAGUAGAUCAGAGUUGGCAAAAGGGAUAACUUGGGAUGAAACAUUUGAGCAUUUUGCAGUUUAGAGAAACUUCAGGGGUGCUGCUUUAGUAAAAAAUGGAAGACUUGCAUUUAUUAAAGGUUAGUAAGAAGUGAAAUAAUGUAUGCAAAAGUACAUUAUAAAUUAGAAAAUGCAAUAACGGCAGAAACUAUUUAUUUAUUGGUUGCUCUGCCCUUUACCUAAGUGGUUUUUGAUCAUUUAACAAUGUGUAAGAGUUGGGUUUUACCUCCAUUUUAUGGAUGUGGAAAUAGGGCUUGGAUGUUAGCUAACUUGCCCAAAUCUUACAGCUAACAGAAAGUGGUACUCCUGAGAUUCCUACCCAGGUUUGUCUGACCUCAGGCCUGUGCUCUUUAUAUGAGUUAAUGCUAACUCUCAGAUGAUGUGCUAGGCACAAAAAUUAGAUAUUACACCAAUUUCCACUAUAGUUAACAUUCUAUCUAAAUAUAAAGUGGGACCACGGUCUUAGAUGAAUGUGGCUGUUGAGAGCAGCAAUAAUCCAGAAUGGCUACUCUGAUCUAUGUUGAUAAGGAAAUUGGAGAACCAGGCACCCGUGUGGCUGCUAAGGAUGUGCUGAAGCUGGAGUCUAGACCUUCAAUCAAAGCAUUAGAUGGGAUAUCUCAAGUUUUAACACCACGUUUUGGCAAAACAUACGAUGCUCCAUCAGCCUUACCUAAAGCUACCAGAAAGGCUUUGGGCACUGUCAACAGAGCUACAGAAAAGUCAGUAAAGACCAAUGGACCCAGAAAACAAAAACAGCCAAGCUUUUCUGCCAAAAAGAUGACCGAGAAGACUGUUAAAACAAAAAGCUCUGUUCCUGCCUCAGAUGACGCCUAUCCAGAAACAGAAAAAUUCUUUCCCUUCAAUCUUCUAGACUUUGAGAGUUUUGACCUGCCUGAAGAGCACCAGAUUGCACACCUCCCCUUGAGUGGAGUGCCUCUCAUGAUCCUUGAUGAGGAGGGAGAGCUUGAAAAGCUGUUUCAGCUGGGACCCCCUUCACCUGUGAGAAUGCCCUCUCCACCAUGGGAAUGCAAUCUGUUUGCAGUCUCCUUCAAGCAUUCUGUCGACCCUGGAUGUUGAAUUGCCAGCUGUUUGCUAUGACAUAGAUAUUUAAAUUUCUUAGUGCUUUGGAGUUUGUGUGUAUUUGUAUUAAUAAAGUAUUAUUUGUUUAACAACAUAAUAAAUACAUAAAUAUAAA
This is a messenger RNA of Pan troglodytes (chimpanzee), 3383 nucleotides long. It is a transcript of the gene PTTG2, whose product is annotated as pituitary tumor-transforming 2. The record is from RefSeq and is a predicted model, not a curated record. Gene Ontology annotation, biological process: chromosome organization; homologous chromosome segregation. Lineage: Eukaryota; Metazoa; Chordata; Mammalia; Primates; Hominidae. The transcript has a single exon. Gene Ontology annotation, cellular component: cytoplasm; nucleus. Bases 2690 to 3265 code for a protein of 191 amino acids.